Molecule: messenger RNA, 3170 nt
Organism: Ceratosolen solmsi marchali
Lineage: Eukaryota; Metazoa; Arthropoda; Insecta; Hymenoptera; Agaonidae
Gene: Calx
Product: sodium/calcium exchanger 3
Exons: 9
Coding region: 313-2943 (876 amino acids)
Biological process (GO): cell communication; calcium ion import across plasma membrane; sodium ion transmembrane transport
Cellular component (GO): axon; sarcolemma; postsynapse
Molecular function (GO): calcium:sodium antiporter activity
Source: RefSeq, a predicted model, not a curated record
AAAAGUUUAGUGUCUGUGCAUAAUGGGAGCUAUUUAAGGAGUGUUGUAUAAAAGCAAUAAUUAUUUUGGUUAUUUUGAGAUUGAGAAAGUAAAGUAGCAAAUGAGGCCUAUAUGGAGAAUUAUAAAAAAAAAUCCGUGCAACAAAGAGACGGUGGAAAGGAGGAGCGUGGUAGAAUAAUAGUAGUAAGGGCGCACACGCAUGGGCGAAAGACGCUAAUGGGGGAAUAAAGAUAGCCGAUUAUCGUUGUCGUGUAAGAAAUCGCGAUUAUCAUAAAGUCAUCGUGCGAUAAAUAUCGGAAUAGUUGAAGCAGAAUGUCGGGCAACUAUACAGCACGUUGCGAGCCAGGUUUAGUGGUGCCGAUUUGGUAUCCGAUGGAGAAUCUUGAUCUUUUUGACAUAGUAUUUCGCGGUGUCAUCUACUUUCUCGUGAUGCUCUAUCUUUUCAUCGGCGUUUCUAUAAUUUCUGAUCGCUUUAUGGCCGCUAUCGAAGUCAUAACGUCCAAAGAGAAGGAGCUGGUGGUGAAAAGACAAGGUAAAGAGCCGCAGAUCAUCAUCGUAAGAGUAUGGAACGAAACGGUUGCCAAUUUGACUCUAAUGGCCUUGGGUAGCAGUGCCCCCGAAAUCUUAUUGUCCAUCAUCGAAAUAUACGCAAAGAACUUCCAGGCCGGUGAGCUUGGACCAGGCACGAUUGUUGGCUCAGCCGCGUAUAAUCUCUUUGUCAUCAUAUCAUUAUGUGUCUUUGUGAUUCCGAAUGGCGAGAACCGGAAGAUCAAACAUUUACGCGUAUUCUUCGUGACCGCGACGUGGAGCAUCUUCGCUUACGUCUGGCUAUACAUCAUUUUGGCCGUGAGCAGUCCCGGUGUUCUCGAAGUCUGGGAGGGACUACUCACGUUCUCUUUCUUUCCCGCGACCGUGUUAACAGCUUACGUGGCGGACAGAAGAUUGCUGAUUUACAAAUACUUGCACAAAGGCUACAGAAUGAACAAGCGCGGCGUGAUCGUAGAAACGGAGGCGGGCGACUCGGACGGAGGUGUGGAGUUGGAGAUUAAAACUCAGCACGAUCAAAUGAAUGGGAUGAUUGAUAAAUAUGUGGACGCUGAUACGGUCGAGUCCCGAGAAUUCGAGCAGACUAGGCGGGAUUACAUUAAAUCGCUGAAAGACCUAAGGAAAAAGUAUCCCCAAUUGUCGCUUGAGCAGCUCGAGGUCAUGGCCCACGAGGAGGUGCUGGGCAAGGGUCCAAAAAGCCGUGCUUUCUAUCGAGUUCAAGCCACGAGAAAGAUGGUAGGUGCUGGGAAUCUGAGCAGAAAAAUCAGCGAACGUGCUCAAAGUGAUUUAAGCGAGGUGAAGGCGGAGCUGCAGCGCGCCGAGGCCGAGAGUAUCGACAUCGAAAAUGUCAAUGCUACCAGGGUUUUCUUCGAGCCAGGUCACUACACGGUUAUGGAGAAUGUGGGGACAUUCGAAGUCGGAGUGACGAGAACAGGGGGAGAUCUCAGCAAGUCCUGCACCGUGGAUUAUUGUACGGAAGAUGGUACGGCCGAAGCUGGCUCGGAUUAUGUUAGUGUUAAAGGUACGCUGACGUUCGAGUCUGGGGAGACGAGGAAAACUAUUAAAUUAUCUGUAAUUGAUGACGAGCUCUUCGAAGAGGACGAGCACUUUUACGUAAGGCUCACAAACUGUUCGCAACCAGCACUACUAGCAUCGCCGAGUUUGGCAACGGUGAUGAUUCUCGACGACGAUCACAGCGGUAUCUUCGGCUUCCCAGAGCGCGAUAUUGAACUUAUUGAGAGUAUUGGCCAAUUUCCGUUACGGGUGAUUCGUUACAGUGGUGCUCGCGGGCGUGUCACCAUCCCUUAUCGAACAAUCGAAGGCACAGCCAAACCUGGCAAGCAGUUCCUCCAUAAUGAAGGUAGCCUUACCUUCGAGGAUAAUCAAACCGAGAAAAUAGUAAAUUUAACGAUAAUUGAAGAGGACUCUUAUGAAAAAGACGCAUUGUUUUAUGUGGAACUUGGUGAACCACAACUUCAAGGAGCUGAAGCAGGACUAGCCGUUGCAGCGGAAAUGAAAUCACCGGAGGAGCGUUCGGAAGAAGAGAAAAUGGCACUUCUAGGCAGACCAAAACUUGGUGAGAUAUUUCGUGCUCAGGUUCGAAUUAAGGAGUCUAAAGAAUUCAAGAAUACCGUUGAUAAAUUAGUUCAAAGAGCUAAUGCAUCGAUAAUAUUAGGAACGAGUUCGUGGAAGGAGCAGUUUACGGAUGCACUGACGGUUAGUGGUGGUGACGAUGACGAGGAAGGGGAUGACGCCGGUGAAGGAUCCACCAGAGCUCCGUCAUCGCCCUCGGCAGGAGAUUAUCUCAUGCACUGUCUUACGAUAUUUUGGAAGGUUCUCUUCGCCUUCGUACCGCCUACCGAUAUUGCCGGUGGUUACCUCUGCUUCGUCAUCAGCAUCUUUGGUAUCGGCGUUGUGACAGCCAUCAUCGGCGAUGUCGCCUCCUACUUCGGAUGCACCUUGGGAAUUAAGGAUUCCGUCACGGCUGUUGUUUUCGUGGCCCUUGGCACUAGCAUACCUGACACGUUUGCUAGCAAGGUGGCCGCUUGCCAGGACAAGUACGCAGAUGCUAGCGUAGGCAACGUGACCGGAAGUAAUGCAGUAAAUGUCUUCCUGGGAAUCGGCAUAGCAUGGAGCAUUGCUGCAAUUUACCACGCUAUCAAUGGCACAACAUUCGAUGUCAAGCCGGGCAGUUUGGCCUUCUCCGUUACUCUCUUCUGUACGGAGGCGUGCGUCGUCAUUGUCGUACUAAUGUGCAGACGAUCGGCGGCGAUCGGCGGUGAACUUGGCGGCCCAUUCGUCCCAAAAGUCGUCACUUCCUUGUUACUCUUCUCGCUCUGGAUCUUCUACCUAAUAAUGUCGACCCUCGAGGCCUAUGGUGUUAUCCAAGGAUUCUAAAGCAAAAGUAUCCUACUCGCAUCGUUCAGGCCUACAUACAAUACCAUGCAGCACUACACUCAUGUAUUAUAUACACAUGCAGAUAUAGAAUUAGUUGAUUGUUUGCUCGUGUUAACAUGUGCGACGAAGCAGAGGCUCGACGACAAGCUUUUUUGAUCCGUGAAAUAAGCAUUUUUAUGGACAACUCAGAAUGAUCGUAAUAACGAAGAUCUCAUUACACUUUAGUA